Messenger RNA from Lichtheimia ornata, 651 nucleotides. RefSeq lists its product as uncharacterized. The transcript has 5 exons. The coding region runs from base 1 to 651 and encodes 216 amino acids. Gene Ontology annotation, molecular function: acyltransferase activity, transferring groups other than amino-acyl groups. The record is from RefSeq and is a predicted model, not a curated record. Lineage: Eukaryota; Fungi; Mucoromycota; Mucoromycetes; Mucorales; Lichtheimiaceae.
AUGUCGUCUGCUUACGGUAAAAUCCCCAAACCAGUAAACGCUGGCUCGUUGAACGAGUUGCUGCCCCUACGCAAGACCUUGCGAAACGGUGAAGAAGCAACACUGCAAGCUGUCGAUCCCACCAAUCCCAAUCUCGUCAAGCAUUUGCAUUCCUUGUUCAAUGGCGAACUUGAGCGUGGAUCCACAUAUCCUCAAGAAGAACCAUUGGAUGCUAAGCAGUUUGAGGACUAUUUUUUGGCUUACGAUGCCUUUGUUCUAGUCAAGGGUGGCCCCAUUGAAGCUGACAAGGAGUAUGAUUUUGAGGAUAAGGUACUUGGCAUGUACUAUGUGAAGCCCAAUUAUCCAGGCCGUUGCUCUCACAUUUGCAAUGGUGGUUUCUUUACAUCGCCCAUGCACCGAGGUUACGGAGCUGGUGUUGCUAUGGCUGAAACAUUCCUUAUCACCGCCCCUGCUCUUGGAUACAAGGCAUCCGUUUUCAAUCUUGUGUUCGCAAACAAUGAAGCUUCGAUUCGUAUUUGGGAACGACUUGGCUUUAGCCGUGUAGGUUGCAUUCCACAGGCUGCGAGAUUGAAGAACAGCCCAGAUCAGCUUGUCGAUGCAUACAUUUACCACAUGGAUUUCAGCAAGCUCAAGAAGACUGCUGCCGCUUAA